Messenger RNA from Vitrella brassicaformis, 2863 nucleotides. Lineage: Eukaryota; Vitrellaceae. The record is from the annotation of a GenBank genome assembly.
CCGCAAGCUUAGCUGAGGGUGUUCCCCUGCCGACACGAUGAUGCUCUUGUUCCUACUACUCCCUGCCUUCUUUCACGAGGGAGGCGGCUUUCCACCAAAUCUUCCCCGUUCGGCAGAUCUCGCGCGGCACCCCUCUCCUCUGCGGUCUUCGCGGCAUCUUCCACCGCGUUUCCGCCUCCCAAGGCGCUCUUCAACGCGCCGCAGCGGCAUGAGUGAGCAGAUGGCGCGGAAGCAAGAGGCCUUGAAUGCCACAGCUGAGAGGGAGGCUGAGCAGCAGUUGUGGGACAGGGAGAAGCUGACUGAGAAGAUCAAGGAGGCAGGCGUGGCCGGAGUGAUCUCGUAUGGCGCUACAGAGGUACCGAAAAUACAGUGCGUAACGGCCGCCGGACUGCACUGCACUGCAGUGUGGUGUGUAUGUCAGGUUGCGUUUUGGUUGACAUCAUUGCCCCUGGCGAUAGCCGCUUUCUUGGCGACAUUCGGGGCGAUACCCGACAUGGCAAAUGGGGAGGACGCAGCCAAGGUCGCUGUGUACAGUGCCGGCUUCCUCAGUAUCGCCCGUGCUCUUGUCCCCUUGCGUAUCGCCGCUGCCCUCGCCUUGACGCCACUGGUCGGGAAAUACAUCAAAGCAGCACAAACCGAGAAAGGCGCAGACGACUCUCGUGCAGUGGCGGCUGAUGACAUCCGCAGCCAGCCACUGCACUCCAGCGCGCUUCUCUCGUCCUCUGUGGCUACCGAUAUUGCUACUGCAAGCCUCCCCGAUCGAGUGGCCGAGCCUGUUGUGAAUCACGCGUCGGAGGAACAGUCGGGACCGCGCCAACAGACUGCAGAAGGCGGCUCCGCAACACGGAUGGAAGGCCGUGCUUGCCCUUGGCUGCCGAGUGCUCGUGCAAGGACGCACUCAGUGACCUUCCCGCUGCCUGAGGGAGGUGACAUCUACACCUAUGAUGCUGUGGUGUUGGGGGGCGACAUGGCCAACGAGAGAAAGAGGCCGCCUGUCGUUGUGAUACCGCCCGUCGGUGUCGGCAUCUCUAUGGAGGUGUGGAAGAGGAUGGCGAAACACUACCUCUCCCAGGUACGUCAACCGAUGCAUCAUUGCAUCAUGCGUGUGUGAUGCUCACCUCUGUAUGUGGGUGUGCAGGGUUGGGAUGCAGAAGCCCCGAUGCACUUGAUCGACUUGCUGGGCACUGGUACCUGUGAGCCCAAGACAGGACCAUCGGCUGGCGGCGAACCCUUCACGACAGCCCUCUACGCCGCCCAGCUGCAGCACUACAUCGAGACCCACGUGAGGGAGCCUGUCGUGCUGGUUGCGCAGGGUGCGUCGGCGACUGUGGCGAUGGCAUUGCUCGAGAGGUCACCACAGCUGCUGAGAGGCCUCAUCCUCACGUCAUCGCCAGGACGCAGGAGAGCCCUCCGGGUGGGCACACAUCCACGCAAAAGAGUGGGCGGCAGGGAGCGUGAUGCGUUUUGACGCGUGUGUUCGGAUGCAGUCACUGCAGAGCGGUCCGGGGGUGUUUUCACGGCUGGCCUGGCGAGCGUCUGAGACGCGGGCAGGCCGGGCCUUCUACAGGUGGAUGGGAUACGAAGACACCGAUGCUGGUUCGUGACACCGCUGCUGGUUCGUGUGUGAUGUGCAGGUGGGCCAGCCGGCCGUCGUUCAUCCGGUACUUCAGUGAGGCGGUGCUGCUCUCCGACGAGACGCAGACGCGCGACGGCAGCGAAUGGAUGGACACGCUCACCAAAGACACGCAGAAGAACGACAUCAGGUACCCGCAACCCACCGCACACAGCGAGGAGUGAGCUGACACACGUCUCUCUCUCUCUCUCUCUCUCUCUCCCCCUGUGUGUGUGUGUGUGUGUGUGUGGUGCAGUGCUGCUGUGUUGUCGUUCCUCACCGGCCACAUCAUGGGCGACUACCGUGACGCGAUGCGGAAGGCCUCCAUCCCUGUGCUACUCGUCAUGGGCAAGGCACCCAGCAUCAAGGACCAACGAUCCAGAAAGGUGCGAACUAUGCUGCGAACCCCAUCCAACCAAGUGCGUGGCUUCCGUCUCAUCUCAAUGUCAUCAGGGUCGCGCGGAGGACGAUAGGGCAGCACGCAACGACAGGCUGGUGGACACGUGAGCUCUAACUCUAAUACACGCACAAACUGACAGUCGGUUGCUCUACUUAUCAUAAUCAGGUUCCGCGGUUUCUUCGCUAGCACGGGUGUGGAGUGCAUCACUCUGAGCGGCUGCAGCCCAUUCUGGGAGAGUGGGUGGCAGGUUGCCCAAGAGAUACACGACUUCAUGACACGACAUUUCGACACUGGGGGCGCGGCGCCUAACUCAGUGCCGUCGAGGGAGCUGACAGAGUGCUUCACGGGCACGCACUCGAGUGAGGGGUGAGGCUGGGUGGAUGGGUGAGGUGCUAUUGGAGGGAGGAGAUGAGCUGAUUCGCUCAGAGACUGGCGGGUACAUUUUUGUCAGAUGCUGAUGGGGCCGUGUGGGGGGCAUUUUUGUUAUUGUGGGUUCGAACGAUGGGUGUCUCAUGCAGUGGGUGAGGUCGUUAGUUUUCUUGUGGUGUUCUCCAUUUGUUGGAUGAAGGCCCCCCUUCCGUGGUUUUGGGAUGGAUGGACAGUUCUCUGAGUAGUUGGCUGACUGACCAUGUGCCUGCAUGGAUGUGUGUCCAUUACCCGUGAACGAAUUCUCGACACAUAAGGCCGCACUUUUGUAUUGAAUCCACCCAGGUCGCUCUCUCUAUCCCUUAGACAGACAGAGACACACCUCAAUCGUGUUAUGGGCGUAUUAUUGAUGGACAUCUGAGCUGAGACAUAUCGAUGGAUCCGCGCAUCGGCAAAUGAGUUCAUGAGAGCGAUUAAAGAAUGAG